This is a messenger RNA of Triticum turgidum subsp. durum (durum wheat), 1149 nucleotides long. The record is from the annotation of a GenBank genome assembly. NCBI's taxonomy places the organism in Eukaryota, Viridiplantae, Streptophyta, Magnoliopsida, Poales, Poaceae.
AUGAAAGAAAAAAAGUCUUUUACAGUAGCCCUUCUACUAUCAUAUCUUGUUCUAGUUGCCACAGGAAAAGGUGCAAGAACUAUACAACAAUGGGAAAAUACUAGCCAUAUCCCCACAUAUCGACAAUCUAAUAAAACCAUUAUGAUGGAAGAUGGAGAUAUCUAUGAUUGCAUCGAUGUGAAUCUACAACCGGCUUUUAACCACCCGUUGUUGAAAAACCACACAAUUCAGAUGGAACCAAGUUCUUUUCCGAUUGGACUAAACAUAAAAUCUUCGUUCCCACAUGUCGUUUCACAAGUGCAUUUGUCUAUUGUCAAAUGCCCAAGAGGAAUGGUUCCAAUACUACGUAAUGGUAGAAGGAAUCAAAUAUCAGCACACUUUAUAGAUCAAGCGAUUAGCAAGGAUGCACAACUCGAGGAGGCAGGGCUGAAAUAUUUUGAUGAUUUAUAUGGGGUACAAGCUACAAUAAAUGUUUAUGAGCCAAAGGUGAAGAAGGAUAGCGGGGAUCUUAGUCAAACAGGGAUCCAAAUUGAUAACGGACCAAAGGGUCAUAUGGACAGUAUAAAUGCUUGUUAUUCAGUAUCUCCAAGCUUCUAUGGCGAUACUUUUGCGAGGUUUCAUGUUGGUUGGCGCGAUGGUGUACAAAACAAGUCAUGCAUUGAUCAUGAUUGCCCUGGUUUUGUUCAAGUUAGCCACAAUGUUGGCCUUGGAGGAAGAGUAAAACCUGUUUCAGUUUACAAUGGACCACAAUAUGUGAUAUACAUUCUUAUAUUCAAGGACCCAAAGACACAUAAUUGGUGGUUGGCGUAUGGUAAAGACAAAACACCAGUUGGAUAUUGGCCAAGUUCAUUAUUCACUCGCCUUAAGGAUAAAGGGAACUUUUCAUACACUGGUGGGCAUGUUUCAGGACCGACGGCUUCAUCAGACUCUCCACAAAUUGGCAGUGGGCAUUUUGCCUCCGAAGGCUAUGGAAAAGCGGCUUUUAUAAAAGACAUCCAAAUUAUUGAUAACAACAACAAGCUUGUAACACCAAAUGAAGAGAAAGCGAUUAGAGGCAGUAGUGAUGUAAGGAAAUAUACCAUCGGCAAUUAUGGAGUUGACGACCAUGGUGUGCAUAUGUACUAUGGUGGGCCGGGUAAUUUUGUCUAA